AUGGCCUCGACCUCCGACCAUGCCAAAGGCAGUCCCUCCUCAAUAUCUUUCUAUAAAGAAGAGAUGCCCGGAGGAGCACCUAAUGUGACCAUUCCGCUCCUCAUCCGAGCACGGAUGGCUAAUUUUGACGUGCGACGCAUAUUGGUCGACCAGGGAAGUUCAGUGGACAUCAUGUACUCCCAAUUGUUCAAGACGUUGCAGCUGAACAACAGUCACCUUACACCAAACGUAGGAUCGGACCUACAAGGAUUCAAUGGCACAAUAACCAAGCCGUGGGGAUUCGUGGAACUCAUAGUUUCGAUAGGGUCAGUAGAGACCACCAGGGCAGUGAAAGUCCAAUUUCUAGUCAUCAACUGCCCAUCAAUAUACCAAUGCAUCCUCGGACGCCCCACUCUGGCUGAAUUAAUCGCGGUUCCCUCAACCGUACACCUCAAGCUCAAAUACUAUACGACCAAAGGACAAGUAGCGACACUCCACGGCGACAUCGAAGCAGCCAGAAGGUGUUUUGAAGCCUCCGCCAAGGGCCUGAGCGCGAUAAAAACACCAGGCCAAGAGAAGACAGCAACCAACGCUACUUCAGAAACCAACAAAUCUAUGCCCCGCAUCGACACUGUCGACCUUGACAGUUGUUUUCCGGGAGAACCCGAGCAGAGCAUCAACUCAGGCGCAUCAGAAGGGAUCUUUCGGCCAAUUCCGAACGGAGAUUUUGAGCUCGUAGCCCUCGGAGAAGAUCCGACCAGGGGAGUCAAGAUCGGAUCAGACCUACCAGACCUGGCCAAAAGGCAACUCAAAGCCUGCCUCCGUGAGAACGCCGACCUAUUCGCCUGGAGCGCUGCAGAAAUGCCCGGCCUCGACCCAGAGGUAGCUUGCCAUCACCUGACCAUUGACCCGACCUGCAAGGCCGUCGCUCAGAGGAGAAGAAAACAGUCACUAGAAAAAACGGUUGCGGCCGAACUAGCUGUAAAAGACCUCAUAGAAGCCAGGUUUAUAUCUGAGGCCAAGGCUUGCCCAAAAGAUGCUUACCCUCUCCCUAACAUAGAUAAACUAGUUAAUAAUUCCGCCGGUUUUAAAUUACUUUCAUUCAUGGACGCAUAUUCCGGGUACAAUCAAAUACCCAUGGCUAAAACUGACAAGAAAUAUACGGCCUUCAUGACUGAAUCGGGCAACUAUUACUACAACGUAAUGCCAUUCGGUCUGAAGAACGGUGGUGCGACGUACCAGCGCAUGAUGAACAAAGUCUUUCAAGCAGAAAUAGUUGAUAUGCUUGAAGUCUAUAUGGACGAUAUGAUCGUCAAAUCCCAACGGGAAACCGAUCAUGCCGCUCACCUUAAAAAGGUUUUUGAGCAAGCCCGAAAGUGUAAAAUGAGAUUAAAUCCGGAAAAAUGCAUAUUCGGCGUCCGAGCGGGAAAAUUCCUCGGCUUCUACUUAACAGAAAGAGGAAUCGAAGCCAACCAGGAUAAGUGCAGGGCUUUCUCAGACUUGCCCACUCCAAAUUCAAAAAAGUCAAUCCAAACCUUAAACGGCAUGCUCACCUCACUAUCUAGAUUCGUGGCCAAAUCCGCGCAGCAUGCCCUACCAUUAUUCAAACUCCUCCGCAAAGAGACCACAUUCAAAAGGACGGAAGAGUGCGAACGCGCCCUCUCCCAUCUCAAACGAGAAUUAUCCAGCCCACCAGUUUUAUCUAGACCGGAAGCUGGAGAAAUCUUAUACCUCUACCUCGCCGUAGCCCCCGAGGCCAUUAGCGCGGCCUUGAUACGAGAAACCUCGGAAGGCCAGAAACCCAUUUACUUCACAAGCAAAGCACUCCAAGGCCCCGAGAUCAGAUAUCAACAGAUCAAAAAGGUCGUACUCGUGUUAAUAACCGCGGCCCGAAGACUCAAACGCUAUUUCCUAGCACAUACCAUAGUCGUGCGAACCAAGCAACCCGUGAAACAAUUGCGUGCACGCCCUGACAUGUCCGGGAGAAUGCUCUGGUGGUCGUUGGAACUUGCGGAGUUCGACAUCAAAUACGAGGGAAGAAAAGCCCUUAAAGCACAGGUCUUGGCGGACUUCAUAGCCGAAAUGGCCUUCCCCGAAACAACAAACAACAACGCCCGAAGGUGGACCUUAUACGUAGACAGCGCUUCAAGCUCGACCGGCAGCGGGGCAGGGAUCAUUCUUGAAAGUGGAGAAGGAACCCUCAUAGAGGUAUCCCUCUCACUAUCAUUCCCAACAUCCAACAACCAAGCAGAAUAUGAGGCCCUGCUAGUCGGGCUGCGCCUCGCAAACGACUUGGAAGCCGAGGAAAUUGAGGUAUUUACCGACUCUCAAUUGGUCGCGUCACACAUCUUGGGCGAAUAUCAGGUCAAAAGUGAAGCCCUUGCCGAAUACCUAGCCCUCGUGAAAGAAAUACUGGCCCGAUUCAGGAGCGCCAAAGUAAAACACAUCCCAAGGGAACACAAUGCUCGAGCAGACGUCCUAUCAAAACUAGCGAGCACAAGAAAGAAGGGAGGUAACAAAUCCGUAAUCCAAGAAAUAUUACCAAAACCCAGCACCGAAAUCCCAUCCUCCCUCUCACUCGUAAACGCAAUAGGAGACACAUCCUGUUGGAUGACCCCCGUGUACAAUUACUUAACAAGUGAUCUCCUGCCCACCGAUCUGAAAGAGGCCUCCACCAUCCGAAGAAGAGCUUGCUCGUACGUCCUGGUCGAAAAUCGCCUAUACCAACGAGGAUUUUCCAUACCUCUCCUCAGAUGUAUAGACGAGGGCACAGUCCCCCACAUACUCCAAGAGAUACACGAGGGAAUCAAUUCCCAACAUAUAGGAGGAAGAUCACUCGCUCGGAAGGCUCUCCGAGCAGGUUACUAUUGGCCAACAAUGCAAGACGACGCCAAAGAAUACGUUAAGAGAUGCGACAAAUGCCAGCAUUUCGGGGACAUGCACCUUGCGCCCCCCCAACGAACUCAAAUCCUUAUCAUCUCCCUGGCCAUUUGCAUGGUGGGGAAUGGAUCUCCUCGGUCCGUUCGUAACCGGAAGUAA
Molecule: messenger RNA, 3018 nt
Organism: Vicia villosa (hairy vetch)
Lineage: Eukaryota; Viridiplantae; Streptophyta; Magnoliopsida; Fabales; Fabaceae
Exons: 2
Coding region: 1-3018 (1005 amino acids)
Molecular function (GO): nucleic acid binding; RNA-DNA hybrid ribonuclease activity
Source: RefSeq, a predicted model, not a curated record